UUUUUAGUUUGUUUUUUAAUAAUGGCACAACCUGACAAUAACCUAAUGAAUAUGAGUAUGACGCGGAGCAUUUAUAUUGGAAUAGAUAAAACUGCAGAAGUUCUCAAACGGAAGGAAGCAGCUGAAAAGGAGUUGUUGGCUCGACGUGAGGCAAAAAUGAAGGAACAAGCCGAACGUAUUGAGCGCGCCAGAAGUCAGAAGGAAACCGAGCUUCGUGAGCGAAUUCGUGAACGUCAGCAGAGGGAGAUGGAGAGGCAAAAGGCUGCAUUGGACCGUCGCUGUGCUCAGUUGGACAAAUUGAAUGCUAAAAAAGAGGAAAUUUUACAAAAGAACCAUCAGAAAGCUUCACGCGUGGCAGCCAAUCGACAACAAAACAAACCUGUAUUUGCUUUUGGCAGUUCGACACCGCGUGAAUUGUGUUUUUUGGAGAAGGGUGGUCAACAGAAACGAUCAAAUCAAGCCUUAUCUACGAAUUCGAGAGGAUCUGCUUCUCCACAGCAGAACUUACGCAGUGAGCCACCAACUGCUCGUGUUCCUUCUCGAUUUACAACUUCUCAUUACCGAGGCGAAAAACCUAUUCCGUCAUCGAAUACUAUGACUCGUAGUGUUUUUGGCUCUCUUACUAGCUCUACUUCUGCUAAUAAUAAUAAACAAGCAACAUCUUCACGACGUAAGCCUUCAGCGGUCAAGAAGCAAACAAGAUCGCCACUUAGUUCAACCACAAGCACUAGAAGUGCUCCGCAACCUUUGAUGACUCAAUCACUUUAUUCAUCGAAACCUUUGCAAAAUGGGUCUCCAAAAUCUGCACCUUCUAAAGCAAAAACUCCUGAAGUUUCGAAAAAUAACACUGAUAUUGAUCCGCGUCAGCAACGUCGACCAGUCAUGCGCCGUAAGGUUGAAGACAAAGCGAAGGUUUUGAAAAGUCCAGUUGCUGGCACCUCUGCGACUAUAUCAACACAUUUUCAACAGCCAACAAUUGAUUUCAAUAUGACUAUGGAAAAAACUUUUGAAGAAGAUAUUGCUGUCCAAAAACAUAACGCUGUUCCUGCUUUUGAACCUGAUCAAUUGCCAAAGGAUAAUCUGGAUCUUGGAGUUGAUAAAAUGGUUAGAUUUUCUUUUCUUAUAUACAAUCUCUUUCACUCUUAA
Messenger RNA from Meloidogyne enterolobii, 1146 nucleotides. Lineage: Eukaryota; Metazoa; Nematoda; Chromadorea; Rhabditida; Meloidogynidae. The record is from the annotation of a GenBank genome assembly.